UAUGGAAAUCAAAUAUGGCAACCCUUUUCAAUAAUAAAAUCGUGGGUCGGUGAAGAGUGCAUGGAAUUUUUAAUCAAAUUGUGAUUUUUGCAUUGCGUUACAGUUUGAUCGAUUAUUAAAAGCCUAUAUAGUGCAAAACUCUAUACCAAAUUAUAACCAAUUAAGAUGGCCGGUGAAACUCCAGUUCCUCCUCCAGUCCUUUGGGCACAACGACGGGAAGACGUAUUUCUUACAUUUAGCGUUGAAUCCAAAGACCCGACUAUUAAAAUAGAAAAAGAUUCAGUUUAUUUUAAAGGUGUAAGCGUGCCUGAUAAGAAAAAUUAUGAGGUGACAAUACCAUUAUACGAUAUGGUCGAGCCAGAGGUUAGCGGUUUUGUUAAUAAAGGCCGGUGUAUAGAAAUGGUUCUUCGUAAAGAAAAAAAAGAUGCUUCAUUUUGGCCUUCUCUAACUAAAGAUAAAAAGAAGCCACAUUAUCUCAAGAUAGAUUUUAAUAAGUGGAAAGAUGAAGAUGAUGAAAAUGAAGAAGAAGGAAACUAUAACUUCGACGAUAUGAUCCGAUCAAUACAAGGAGGUGGAGGAGAUAAGAACGAAAAAAUCUCUUUUGAUAAUUUAGAAAGCGAUUCGGAUGAUGAAAACCUACCUGAUUUGGAAUGAGAAUGUCUUUAGUGCUAAUAAAACACAGUGCAGUACUUUAUGUAUAAGGUUUUUACAGUUAUAAUAAAAUCUUUUUAAAUAC
This is a messenger RNA of Zerene cesonia (dogface butterfly), 736 nucleotides long. RefSeq lists its product as uncharacterized. The coding region runs from base 166 to 654 and encodes 162 amino acids. The transcript has a single exon. Gene Ontology annotation, biological process: protein folding; chaperone-mediated protein complex assembly. The record is from RefSeq and is a predicted model, not a curated record. Gene Ontology annotation, cellular component: nucleus; cytosol. Gene Ontology annotation, molecular function: Hsp90 protein binding; protein-folding chaperone binding. Lineage: Eukaryota; Metazoa; Arthropoda; Insecta; Lepidoptera; Pieridae.